AUGAAGAGAACCUUGGAAAUGAAUGUCUUUCUGACCUUAGGAAUUUUGGUUGACUUUGUGAAGAAACAAUUAAAAGCUGUCUUUGAAGGGCUUAGUCUGGAGCAACAGAAAUUAGAAAAUGAUCUUUCAGACUGGAGUAUUAAGAUACUAGAUCAUUAUUCAGAAGAAAGGAGUAACUUACUUAGUGAACUGCCCAUGGAAUUAGAAACUUUGGAAUGCCCAUACCCUGAUCUGAAAUCUUCAAUUUUUAAAGAGUUCUGUAACUUUACAGAGAAAUAUCAAAAGAAACUUCAUGAAUUUGAUUUGCAGUUAGAAGACAUAUACAGAAACUUCCAAUUAAAUGAAGAAGAUCAUUGGAUUUACCAGGCUGUUUUGGAUCAGUAUCCUGGAGAUAUUUGUGGCAGAAGGACUCUGUAUCUGGACAUGUUACAAAGAUAUUUUCCUCACAAAUCUAGGCGUGCUUUGGUUGAACAUGAGAAAUUUUGUGAUCAAUAUCGCUUUGCUAGGGAGCAGCGAAGGAUCCUGAUAACAAAUUGGAACAAGAAUAGGAGAGAUUUUACACAGAAGGCUGUGUUGACCCUUGCUGAAGCCUGUGCAACACAUGAAAUGGAGAGCGCAUUGGCUAGGGACAGAAAAAAACAACAGGAAUUGUGUGCUGAUCUGAAAGCCAAGGUUCUUCAAUGGCGAGCCCAACAGGAAGAGGUAGCAAGACUGGAAAUGGAAAUUUCUGCCAGAAGAAGAGAAAAGGAAGAGGAGAAAGAGAAACUGUGGAAGAGGAAGGAAUUGUUACAACGAGAAGAGAAGAAAAAAAAAAUAAGGAAAUACUGGGCUGAAAAAGAACAGAACUGGCAAGAAAUGGAAAUGAGAGACCUUCGGCGUCUAGAAGAACUGAAGAAAUUAAUGGCUGAACAGUCAGUAAAAGACAGAGAAAGGGUUAACUAUAGGCAACAACUAUUGGAAAAACAUUUGAUGGAGAAAAAAGAAGCGGCUCUUCAAGAAGCACAUGAAGAAGGAGAGCGGGAGAGGCGGCUAGAAGCCCUUAGGAAACAGGUUGCUAUUGUUGCUCAAUUUGAUCCUGUUAGAAUGAUGUCAGAUACAAUAGCAUCGAAAGCGAGGAUGGGUAUUGGAAUUGAGGAAGAAUUUAUUCUUCAAAAGCCACUCUUCACAUUGAAUACAUACAAUGAACAGCAGAUAAUUUCUGACCCUAGACUUCGUUUUGAGUUGGCACUUCGAGAAGCUGGACUUCAUAAAACCUUUUAUGCCAAAGAGAUAUUACCAAAAAUCAGUCCUCAGAAACCUCCAAGAAAGGACAUGGAGUCUACUGUAUUUAAAAUUUAG
Pteronotus mesoamericanus is the source of this 1338-nucleotide messenger RNA. It is a transcript of the gene CCDC148, whose product is annotated as coiled-coil domain containing 148. Bases 1 to 1338 code for a protein of 445 amino acids. The record is from RefSeq and is a predicted model, not a curated record. The transcript has 10 exons. NCBI's taxonomy places the organism in Eukaryota, Metazoa, Chordata, Mammalia, Chiroptera, Mormoopidae.